GUUUAUUAUAUACCUCGUUUGAUGUUUUCAUGCGAAGAGGAAAUAUUUCUAUAGUAUUGGAAUAAUAAUACUAAUAAAUAAUAAAAUAAGUAAAUAUAACGGUAAAUUGAUUUAUCUUAAGCAAAAAUAACAAUGCUUUUGAGCUCAGUUGCACUUGUGUCGAAGCCGAAGAAUGGAAAGAAUAAGGAAUUAGCAGAGAAGAGAGCAGAAAAGAGAUGGAUAAAUGACCCUCAGGAGGGAUCUGAAGUGACUUGUGCAGAGUGUAAGAAAGAGAUUGAGGAGGACAAGUUUGUAUUCCAGUUCCCAUCCCCAGUUCCAAGCAACGAAAGCACGGGACAGCGACGGAAUUUCACCGACUAUCCAGGAGAACGGGUUACCAUAGUUACUGGUGACGCCCUAUGCCUCUCCGUGGAACGAUUUUACUACACUAUUGCUCUACGUGAAGAGUCAAAGGCCGAUCUGACUUGUGUAUUUCGCAAGAAGGUCUUGGAAACAAAGACAGUACCUAACGGCCGUGUGGAAACUGUUGUCUUCGCACUGGACUGCGAUCAGGACUUUUACAUAACAACGUCAAUGAAUGGAGACUUGGAGUUAAAUUACAACCCGUCUAUUCCAAGAACGAAUGAGCCUGAUGAACGGAUGUUUGACGUCUUCUUUACAAAUCUUGGACAGGUAUUAAUUCAGCCAAAGCUUCACCACAACACUUACCUUCAUCAUUUGGACAACUUCUUGAGCAUUCAGCAGUUGGACCUUAACUGGCGAUGCCCGGAAGAAUAUUUCUUCCACUUUAACGCUGUACCAGAGAGCGUUUCGCAAAAGAAAACAGAGGAUAAGAAAGUGUGUACACAUCAUAAAGACGUAAAAAAGAGUCUGUCCGUCCCAAAUAAAGUUACCAAUGGCACUGAAGUGUGUUCAAGUGAAAGUAGCAGUCAGCCUGAAAAGACUUUCACAGAAAGGCUUGGUGAAUACGGAAAAAACACUGAUUCAGAUCUGAUUAAACGCGCUCUGGAUAAAUAUGCAAUAGAACUGCCUACAAGAAAGCAAAGGAAAAGUAAACUAGGAUUUUCCAAUUUAUUCCUUGGAUGCUUCAGCGCAAAAAGUCACAGAAUUGUAGCGUGAUGACUUCGUAGUCUGAAGUUUUAAGAACAUGUGCAAUAAGUAGCAGAACAUUAACUAAUUUCCGUCCAAGGUACGUUUCUGAGCGGACACGGUGCUAAAUCAUGAAAUGAGCUAACAGUGUAACUUAUGUUCAUGACAAUAUCAUAUGAGUAACUAUAUUUAUUAUUGUGUGUACAUAACACUCUAUGGCAAACAUCUGUAUAAAAAUGAAUUGUUUAACGAGUUGUAAGUGAUGUAUAAAUGAAAUACAGUAUGAUUAUGUAAUGAUACAUAGUGAAUCAAUGUUGGAAAAAGGUAUUGUAACGUAAAAAGACAAUUUGACUUUUCUCGCAGUAUAUAUGCAUAAAAUGUGUCAUUUAUUUAUCAGAUGUACUUAAAGAUUAAAAUAUGUUUAAAUGUUCAAUAGUGCAAUAACUCUUUUCGUCACAUCAGCGCAAAAGGAGGAUAACUUAAAAGCAUUUAUACUCUUUUUUGGCUGAAGUGACGAUUUAUAUAAGAUGUCAUAUCACCUAGUUCUGAACGCAUACUGCCUUUGUAGAUUGCAUAGGGUUUAGAUUAUCCUAAACAAAGAGUAUACCACUGUAACAUGUAACUCAGGAUAUGCGAUGUAUACUGCUUCUCCGGGGCCAUACGGUCCGGGCCAGCAAUGUAAAUCGCUGAAACAAGAGAAACAUGUUGCAAACUCACAUAUCUUGUACUACUUUUACCAAAUUAGAAAUCUAUUUGCAGGAUAUAGAAAAUUGUGUUUUCACCAAGAGCUACGGAAAAUACUAUGCGAAGGAAAUUUUGAAGUUUUGUACUGUUCACAAGAUUACAAAUUUUGUUACAACACACUUAAAUUAAAGGGUAUUGUCUUAUCACCUGAAGAAACUGGUGUUUGCGUGUGUUGGGUAAUAAAAACAUGUAUAUGUAUUAUAUUUUGAUCUCCCAAAGUCUAGUCAUUUGUAUUUAUUUCAUUAAUUUAUUGUUUUGUCAACUGAUGGAAAUAAAAUUGUAAAUCAUGUAA
Messenger RNA from Mercenaria mercenaria, 2125 nucleotides. RefSeq lists its product as uncharacterized. Lineage: Eukaryota; Metazoa; Mollusca; Bivalvia; Venerida; Veneridae. Bases 133 to 1119 code for a protein of 328 amino acids. The record is from RefSeq and is a predicted model, not a curated record. The transcript has 4 exons.